AUGGCAAGAAAAAAGCAAAGAAACUCUAGUCAAGGUGGGCUUUUAUCCAGUUCUUCAGAGCAACAAGAACAACAAAUGGACAACACAUCGAUGCCUGAACCACCUCAAAACUGGCCACAAAAUGAAAGACAAGCUAUCCGAUCUGGUAACUUGUCAAUAAAUGAUUCACAUGAUAUAGAAAAUUUCUCAGGUUCCAAUGAGAGUGAAGAACAAUCUAAGCGACUAAGGGGCCCCACUAUGAUGCACUCAGGAUGGAAAAAUGAUGGUGGCAGUUUACAUGUUGAGUUGAAUGAAUAUGGCCAACCAAUUGGACCAGAAACAUCUAGAUUGAGUUCUAAACUUGGUGUCAUAGCACGAAAUGGUAUCCUAGCACCAUUGAAUUAUAAAGAUUGGAGGCUUGUGCCAAAGAUGUUCAAGGACAUAAUAUGGGCUCAUAUUAAGGAAAAUACUGAUACAACUGAUGAUAUGAGACGCAUGUUGAUGAUACCGGUUGGAUCUAAAUGGAAAGAAUGGAAGCAUGAAGCUAAAAGUUGUGGUUAUGAAUCGUAUGGUACUAAUAUUGAGCGCUUUGCUCAUCGUCCAAAUAGGAUGGAAGAAGAUCGGUGGCGUUCAUUAGUUCAUUAUUGGAGCUCAAAUGUUGUAAAGGAAAAGAGCAAGAAGAACAAAGAAAGCCGAAAGAAGUUGACUAUGUCACACACAUCAGGAAGAAAAAGUCAUUCUCAAAUUAUAGAUAAUAUGACAAAGAAGAAUGGCAUAAAACCAACUCGUAUUGAGGUAUUUAAAGAAACACAUUCAAGAAAGAAUGAUCAACCAGUAAAUGAGAUAGCUGGUGAAGUUAUGAAACAAAUAGAUGAACCUGCUGAGGUAUAUCCUGAGUUAAAUGUCCCUGGAAGUGCUCCUAAUGAUGUGUAUGCACAAAUUAUGGGACCAAACACUCAUGGGAUUGUUCGAACUCUAGGAAAAGGAGCAGCCCCAAGUUUUGUUUAUGCCCCAGUAUAA
Messenger RNA from Nicotiana tabacum (common tobacco), 999 nucleotides. The record is from RefSeq and is a predicted model, not a curated record. Lineage: Eukaryota; Viridiplantae; Streptophyta; Magnoliopsida; Solanales; Solanaceae.